Molecule: messenger RNA, 2689 nt
Organism: Hemicordylus capensis (graceful crag lizard)
Lineage: Eukaryota; Metazoa; Chordata; Lepidosauria; Squamata; Cordylidae
Product: ammonium transporter Rh type A-like
Exons: 1
Coding region: 1-1422 (473 amino acids)
Biological process (GO): ammonium transmembrane transport; ammonium homeostasis
Cellular component (GO): plasma membrane
Molecular function (GO): ammonium channel activity
Source: RefSeq, a predicted model, not a curated record
AUGUCCAUGGUGUUCUCAACCAGCCUCCGCUGCCGCUUGCCUGUCCUGCUUUUCCUCUUCCAGGGAAUUCUGGUGCUGUUCUUUGUCCUCUUUGUCAGAUACGACGAGCACACAGACCCUGCCUCCCAGCCCACCCAUGCCAGCCCAGGGGCCAACCAGCUCUACGCCUUCUUCUCGCUCUUCCAGGACAUACAGCUGAUGCUGUUGGUCGGGCUGGGCCUUCUGCUGGCUUUCAUGAAGGGCUACGGGCUCAGCGCUGUGGCCUACAACUUCCUGAUGGCCAACUUCUCCACCCAGUGGGCCUUGCUUGUGCAAGGAUUCGUGCACCACUACCACCAAGGGAAAGUCUCCAUCGGCCUCUACAACAUCCUCACCGCCGAAUUCGCAGCUGUGACCGUCAUGAUCUCCGCAGGGGCCGUCCUGGGUCGGACGAGCGCCCUUCAGCUUCUUCUCAUGGCCCUGUGUGAGAUUCCUCUCUAUGUGGCCUGUGAGUGGAUCAUCUUGAGCUACUUCCAGGCUGUGGAUGUGGGAGGAAGCAUCACGCUUCAUAUCUUCGCUUGCUAUUUCGGGCUGGGCGUCUCCAUCGCCCUCUACCGGCCAGGCCUGAGGCUGGGACACCCCAAGGAGGCACCCUCUUAUGCCUCUGAUCUGCUCUCCUUGCUAGGGACCAUGUUCCUCUGGGUCUUCUGGCCCAGUUUUGUGGCUGCUCUGGCCCACCCAGGGGACGCCCAGCAUAGGGCAGUUCUCCACACGUGGAUUACCCUCAGUGGCAGUGCUUUGACCUCCUUUGCUACCUCUAGCCUCCUGGAGAAGAAGGGCAAGCUCAGUUUGAGCCACCUGCAGAAUGCCACGUUGGCCGGAGGUGUGGCCAUUGGCGCCGUGGCAGACAUGAUCCUUACUCCCUCUGGAGCAUUCAUCUUGGGCAUCGUCUCCUCUCUGAUCUGCAUCCUUGGCUUCAAAUACCUGACGCCAUUCUUGGCCAACCGGCUCCACAUCCAGGACCAAUGUGGCAUCCACAACCUCCACGGCCUGCCAGGCAUCGCUGGUGCAGUAGGCAGCAUUGCGGCCAUCUUGUUAGUCCCCGACGAGGCCUACGGACUCCAGCUUCACCAAGUGUUCCCUGCCCGGGCUCCACCUCUGGGAAACGCCACCCUAGAGACCAUCUCGGCGGGGGAGCACCUGGCAAGGAGCACCUCGGAGCAGGCUCUCUAUCAGGGUGCAGCGCUUGGUGUCUCCUUCAUCAUGUCCCUGGCAGGGGGCUGCCUCACAGGGUUGGUUUUGAAGCUGCCCUUUUUAGCCCAGCCACCUGAUGAACUCUGCUUUGAUGAUGCUCUUUACUUUAAGAUCCAGGCGCCAACAGAGAUCUUGAGCAUGGAUCAGUCUUGCGGGGACACCCACCUGCCACUGAAGGACAGUGUUUGACCAGUUUCUCUGCUGGUGCAGGCAAAGAAGAAAUGCAGCAGCACCUCUCUCGGUGAUCUAGCAGAAUUCAGUGGCUGCCAUACUGUGCAAUGGUCCAUCAGCCUAGCGAUUCUGCAUGCAGACCAGUUGAGCAAAUGCAACAUUUGCACAAAUGAUUUUACGUGAGAGCAAGUCCAUUGUUCGCAACGGGCUUACUCUUGAGCGGCAUCAAUUGCACAAAUGUUGCAUCUGCACAACUGGCAUGCGUGCAUCACUAGGCUGGCGAAGCAUCAUGGUAGCCUACUCCGCUGUCAGGAACGCAAAUGUUGUAAACAGCACAUCCCAUUCCUCCUCCAGGGCAGGUGAGAAUUUGACCCAAGCCCCAUCCCUGUGGGUAGCAACUGGCCUAUCUACCCCCAGCACAGCACCCACCCCUUCAGUGGCUGCUCCUGGUGUCUAUCUUGUGUUUCUGCAUCAACUUUUGGCCCUCCUGCAGAGGUUGGCCUACAACUCCCCACAUCCCUAACUACUACUGGCCUCUGUGGCUGGGGAUUAUGGGGAUUUUGCCGUUCAAAAACUGCUGGAGGGGCCAAAUUGUGCAGCCCUGGGUUAGAUUAUAGGGAAUCAAAGAACUUGACAAAUGGAGCAAAAUACACUAUACGGCACAGAUGUAUAUACCACAGACGUAUACACCACUUUUUAUAUACCACUUUUAUAUAAACACAGAUUUAUAUACCACUUUCAACCCAAGUUCUCAAAGUGGUUCACACGGUACUCUCAUUUGAGGGUGUGAGCAGAAAUAGCUUCCAUGGCAGUCUCUAAAAGCCAGCUCUUGGUGCAAGAGGAUUACAGGCUGACAUCUGGAACUGGGGGGUUCAGACGGGGAACGUGUGGGGAGCAGCUCCUCACUUACCUUUGGAGUGGUGGGAGGGAGAGAGGAAGAUACUUUGGGGAGGAGAAAAUAUGUUUUGGGGGAGUUCAAUAAGAUGAGUGGGAGGGGGACGCCUUAAAUGCAUAAGGAGGGGCCACACCCCAAUCCAGAGCAAAAUUCUGCAGACGCUGCAUCCCCACAGGCGGGGUCUUCUUGAGCAGCAGAACAUAAUGGGAGGGGGGAAGCAGAUUUCUCUGAUAUCCCCCUCUCUCCAUAAGUGCUCCUUGCCUUCCAGAAAUUUGUCCCUGUGAGUUGCACAACCAUCAGGGACAUAUAUUUGGAAGGCAAAGAGUACUUAUGGAGGCAGGGGAGAUCAGCAGAAAUUGCUUCUCCCCAUCCCCACUCUGCCCGCCCACC